AAUUGUUCUAAGUUUUGACGUAAAAUUUUCUUUUCUAGCAAUUUUUAAACCGCACGAAAUAUGUAAAUCAUAUGAAAUACAACCACGAGGGUGUAAAGAAAGAGAAGAAUAAACUAUGUACCGUCUGCGGCAGGGGCUUUUCUACAAACAAGAUCCUCAUCCAUCACAUUCGCACGCACACGGGCGAGCGUCCUUACGAAUGCGGGCACUGCUCCGCACGCUUCACGCAGAAACACGCGAUGCGUAAUCACGUGGCACACGUGCACUUAAAGAUGAAACGGAACGUGAAGUAGAGGAAAUAAAUACAUUAUCUUCUAACCUAAAAAAAAGAGUUUAAUUUGAACUCCCAAAA
This is a messenger RNA of Ostrinia furnacalis (Asian corn borer), 352 nucleotides long. RefSeq names its product putative transcription factor Ovo-like 1. Gene Ontology annotation, cellular component: nucleus. Gene Ontology annotation, molecular function: DNA-binding transcription activator activity, RNA polymerase II-specific; RNA polymerase II cis-regulatory region sequence-specific DNA binding. The transcript has 2 exons. The coding region runs from base 72 to 293 and encodes 73 amino acids. NCBI's taxonomy places the organism in Eukaryota, Metazoa, Arthropoda, Insecta, Lepidoptera, Crambidae. Gene Ontology annotation, biological process: regulation of transcription by RNA polymerase II. The record is from RefSeq and is a predicted model, not a curated record.